Molecule: messenger RNA, 2608 nt
Organism: Botrytis cinerea B05.10
Lineage: Eukaryota; Fungi; Ascomycota; Leotiomycetes; Helotiales; Sclerotiniaceae
Exons: 4
Coding region: 276-1982 (568 amino acids)
Molecular function (GO): monooxygenase activity; heme binding; oxidoreductase activity, acting on paired donors, with incorporation or reduction of molecular oxygen
Source: RefSeq, a predicted model, not a curated record
GAAUGUUGUUUUAAACCUAGACCGUGGAAUUUGUAUCGCGGUUUUGUUACAUUCACUGUGAGAUUAUUUAAGAGGUGGUUGGUGAAGCAUCAAUUAUCGGGAUUCUUCUCGAGUAUAUAACUUUACAACGGAUUUCUAACCUAGUGUCAAGUCGAAGGAGCACAAUGUGCUACUAAGUAAGGUAAUUGUAAUUGCCAACACUUCUCGGAUUUCCCUGCUCCAACGCGCAGCAUUUACGACGUUCUCUUGCUUCAAAAUCUCACCAGAUCUUCAUUAUGGGAAACGAAACAAUGUCGGCUCCAGGGAACAGCUCUGGUCCCAUUGACAAUAUAUGGCUUUCCAGUAAGAUCAUUAUGCUCAUUGCCACGAUUCUGGCAAUUAUCAGCACGGCCUGGGUAGCAAGAUUCAUUCAAUACAGAAAUUCGUACAAGGAAUAUGCAUCUGGGAUACCUUGCCCGCCUUUCAGUACUUUACUAGGCACAUUGAAAUCGAUGGGCGAUCAAUAUGCUCACGCACCAAUGACUGCGCAUCCGCAUGGCAUUAUGACCAUGAUAUACGACAAGUACAACCUAAAAGACAUGUUCAUCCUAGACAAUUGGCCAUUCUUUCGUUGGAGACAAAUUAUUAUUUGUGACCCGAAUCUCGCGGCACAAUGCACGCAAAAUCACUCACUCCCAAAAUCAGUUGUUACCGGGCAAUAUGUUGGCCAUAUUACCGGGAAGAGAAGUAUUCUGCUCACAGAAGGUUUGGAAUGGAAGAAGAACCGGGCAUUAUUCAACCAGGGGUUUGCUCUUGCUCAUUUAACGACCCUUAUGCCCAGUCUUGUCGAUGAGGUAGAAAUCUUUCGCGAUGUUUUGGGCAAACUUGCCGAUUCGGGAGAGGUUUAUCCAAUUGAAGAAGCGGCUGCGUUUUUAACUAUUGAUAUAAUGGGUCAUGUUGUUCUAGAUAUCAGUCUAAACUCUCAAACGAUCAAGAGUGAACUGGUCGAAUAUUUUCGCAAUUCUAUUUCUUGGACACCAAAAAUUGUUGCGACAAAUCCGUUGGUAAAUCUGAAUCCCUUAGGUCCGAUCAUGCGAAAGUAUUAUGAAUGGAAAAUGGACGGCUAUCUUAACAAGGUCUUGGACGCUCGAUUCGCAGAGAAGGGAGGGAGUGCCUCGAAAGGUAAGAAGAAGCCUGUUAUUGAUACUGCACUUGACGAAUAUAUCCUCCAACAAGAGGAGGACAAUGUCGCGUUGGGCGACCGAGGAUUAGAUCAAACUUUCAAGCAAGUAUCAAUCGAUCAAAUGAAAACAUUUCUAUUCGCUGGCCACGACACCACUUCAAGUACUAUUGCCUACACAUACCAUCUAUUGGGUAAAAAUCCCAGAUGUUUGGCCAAAGCGCGAGAUGAAUUAGACAGGGUAUUUGGGAAGGACACUUCAAAAACUGGGGAUAUGAUCAAAGAACAACCGAGUAUAGUAAACCAGUUACCAUACGUAUAUAGCUGUAUUAAGGAAACUCUCCGGAGGUACCCACCUGCAGAUACAGCGCGACAUGGAGAUGAUCUCGUGCUUGAAUACGAAGGUCGACAAUUCCCGACUAAGGAUUUCAUGGUAAUGGUUUGUGUUCAUACCAUACAUCACCGAGAGGAUCUUUUCCCUUCACCUUACGAAUUCAUUCCUGAACGAUUCAUGCCUGCACCAGACAACUUUCAAGAAAUUCCAAAGAACGCUUGGCGACCAUUUGAAAGGGGAUCCCGAGAUUGUAUUGGACAAGAACUUGCUCUUCUUGAAAUGAAGAUUGUUAUGGCUAUGACUUUGAGAGAAUUCGACAUCAAUUCCGAUUACGAGACUUGGGAUCGAAAGCUUGGUAGGAAGGAACCUGGGAGUAUUCUCAAUGGUACACGUGGGAUGUUCGGAGACCGUGCCUAUCAAGAAUUGAUUGCAAGUGCUAAACCAUCUGAUGGGAUGCCGGCCAAGAUUGAAAGAAGGACACGUAAUUAAUUGGAUAGCAUUAUUAUUAUGAUUUGCAAGAUCCGAUGAAUAUUACAUCGCAUAAUAUCAUACGAUUGAAAUGAAGAUUGGAUAGAAAUUGAAGAUGUCAGUGUCACAUCACGACAAUUCUUUCCAAUAUACAGAACAUCUUCUCCUGUUCUUAUUACGAAUCCCUCGCAAAAUUUUGAUUGGGCGGGAUUUCAUGGUGGCAAUACGUCUAAGAAUAGGCAGAUGAAACCUACGCAAAUUCUCUCUGAAUCCUAGCUUUUCAUCAGUGUAGUGCUGCGAUGAAAUGGUUGUUGAUGUUCCAGACCCAUGAGUCUGUACCCAAAAUGUCGUUGUGUUCCGAUCGCGCUAGAUCCCUGCUAAAACCCCCCUUGUCUCAACUUCGUCUCAAACCUUGGCUUCAGACGGAGAUGGAAACAAGAUAAGCGAUGUUGGAAUGCAGGGACCCCGGAAAUUUGAAAUCAAAUUUAAUUUAAAAUACUGAAGCUUACAAUCUAUCUGGUAGCUUGUUUCCCCAGAUUUUAUCGAGUGGAUUGUAUGUUUUGCAGGACUGCCAUAUUAAAUGACCCACCUGAAAAUUUCCGACAAAGGGUACGGUUACAUUCUUUGGUAAGCUUAUGGCAGAGGCA